Messenger RNA from Cavia porcellus (domestic guinea pig), 1218 nucleotides. It is a transcript of the gene Atp6v1g1, whose product is annotated as ATPase H+ transporting V1 subunit G1. Bases 123 to 479 code for a protein of 118 amino acids. The transcript has 3 exons. The record is from RefSeq and is a predicted model, not a curated record. Gene Ontology annotation, molecular function: proton-transporting ATPase activity, rotational mechanism. NCBI's taxonomy places the organism in Eukaryota, Metazoa, Chordata, Mammalia, Rodentia, Caviidae. Gene Ontology annotation, cellular component: vacuolar proton-transporting V-type ATPase complex. Gene Ontology annotation, biological process: proton transmembrane transport.
GUGACGGAGGGCUGGGCGCCUGCGCCCCGCGCAGGCGCAGAUCCUGCGUGGCGAGUCAGCUGAUUGGCGGUUCUGUGUCUCUGGUUUAGGGUGCUCAAUUGGCCUUGUGAGCCGCGGCAGCCAUGGCCAGCCAGUCGCAAGGAAUCCAGCAGCUGCUGCAAGCCGAGAAGCGGGCCGCGGAGAAGGUGUCCGAGGCUCGCAAGCGAAAGAACCGAAGACUGAAGCAGGCCAAAGAAGAAGCUCAGGCUGAGAUUGAACAGUACCGCCUGCAGAGGGAGAAAGAGUUCAAGGCUAAGGAAGCUGCGGCCUUAGGAUCCCAUGGCAGUUGCAGCAGUGAAGUGGAGAAGGAGACCCAGGAGAAGAUGGCUGUCCUGCAGCACUACUUCCAGCAGAACAGGGAGGAGGUCCUGGACAACCUCCUGGCCUUCGUCUGCGACAUCCGGCCAGAGAUCCAUGAAAACUACCGCAUCAAUGGAUAAAAGAAAGAAGUACCCACUUCGUGGAUUGGCAUUGCAGAGGCUCUCAUGGAAUAUGAAGCUUUAGCAAAGUUGAUUUCUCCUCUUAAGAAAUGCAUUAAAUUAUUUCUUACAUUGUAUAAUAGUUCCUUUCUCCUUUGGAGAGUACCUUAUCUUGCUUCUUUGGACAAACAUGUACCUUUUCCAAAGAUUUCAUCUUUUACCUCAUAUUUCUUAGAAAUGUAAUGAGUAUAUGUUGUCUAUUUUCCUGUACCUUUUAGCUCAAGCAACAUGUAUAUCAGUAUUGACUUUUUCUUUCUUAGAUUUAGUAGGAAAAAAGAAAAAACAAUUCUUUAAAGAAAGGAGGGAAUAAAUAACUUGUUUCCCUUACACUUUCUUCAAGGUCAGGAGCUUUAUCUAUGAAAAAGUAGUAAAUAGUUAUCUGUAACUUGUGUGAAGCAGCAGCCAGCCUUAAAGUAGUAUAUUCUGAGGAAGGAUUAGAACAGUGAAUAUGAAUAUACUUCCUUGGGCUGCACUUAGGUUUUUUUAACCAAAAUUACUAGCUGAGCGGGGCGUGGUGGUGCAUGCCUGUAAUCCCAGCACUCUGGAGGCUGAGUGAGGCCAGAGGAUCACUAGUUUGAGGUCAGCCUGAGCUACACAAAAGAAAACAAAACAAUUUACUAGAUGAUAGGACUCCAGAACUUGUUACUUCUUGUUAUUUGGUGUUAUCAUUUCCAAGUAAAAGUAAAGACUUUGUCAUCCA